Spizellomyces punctatus DAOM BR117 is the source of this 960-nucleotide messenger RNA. RefSeq lists its product as hypothetical. NCBI's taxonomy places the organism in Eukaryota, Fungi, Chytridiomycota, Chytridiomycetes, Spizellomycetales, Spizellomycetaceae. The coding region runs from base 247 to 783 and encodes 178 amino acids. Gene Ontology annotation, cellular component: mitochondrion. The transcript is spliced from 6 exons. The record is from RefSeq and is a predicted model, not a curated record. Gene Ontology annotation, biological process: regulation of lipid metabolic process.
UUUCCGACCCUCCGACUCUUAUUCAUUGUGAAAUGAUUUUGGGAUAGCACUCUGAAACAUGGCAACAAUUAAAUUAGGAAGUCUACUUAUACGAACAUUGGCCAAGCCUCUGGCAAAUUCUAUCAAAAACCAGGCAAAGGUAUAUAACGCGUUCAGCGAAGAUCAGUACUGACCUAGGGGAAAACUGAAUGCAUACCUCGUCUUUACAAAAUGCGGUAGACACAUCCGAGAUUCAAGGAAUUUUGCAUGGACGUGGCCCAAAGAACGCAUCAAUGGGAGCAAGGGAUCAAGAUGCGCUUUCUCGGCUACAAAUCCGAACCAAUCCGACCCCUCAAUGAUGCCCGAGCAGUCGAACUCGGCGCCAACUUUAUGAGUGAAAGCGUCAUCUUCUCGGUGGCCGUCUUAACAAUACUUGGGGAAGCUUACCGAUCGAGUCGAAAAACAACUCAGCGUCGGCUAAACGUCGACGAAGCCCUUGAACAGCUCCAAAUCGAAACCCAACAGACUCAAGAAACCAUCACCCAAAUGCAAGAAAAUAUACAAAAACUCACUACACAGGUGGAGAUUCUAACUGUUGAGAAUCGACGGCUGGAACGGGGGCUCGAUCUCGUUGCAAAGGCUCUGAAUGUCAGAAUUGAAAAGGAGGAGGCUGCGAAGCAAAGAGGGGGCUGGUGGAAUGGGUGGUGGAGCAAUGGGAAUGGAAAUGGAAAACCGGAUCAGAAUGGAACUGUGAAUGCAAAGGCGGGUGAGGGCGGGAGAAGCGUACAAUCAACCCAAUCAUGACGAUUCCCCCUUCACAUUACUAUCCUUAAUCAGAGACCUCUUGUUAGAUGGGUUGUUUAGAGACUGAUUGCUUUCCUCUUUUGGAAGUUCUUGCUAUAUAUAUCAUCAAACGAUAGAUCCAUGACCUCUUUAACUAACUGUGACGUUCGAAUGGAGACACGCUUGAGGAUUAAAACA